Molecule: messenger RNA, 5371 nt
Organism: Macrosteles quadrilineatus (aster leafhopper)
Lineage: Eukaryota; Metazoa; Arthropoda; Insecta; Hemiptera; Cicadellidae
Product: neprilysin-2-like
Exons: 21
Coding region: 101-2503 (800 amino acids)
Biological process (GO): protein processing
Cellular component (GO): plasma membrane
Molecular function (GO): metalloendopeptidase activity
Source: RefSeq, a predicted model, not a curated record
AGGCGCAGCGCGCUUCUGGUCGGUUGGUCGGUUACUUCAGUUGGUGUUGUGACUUUGGAUCGGGCGAAAGUAGAAGUAGAGCUACGCUCGCAUAGUCGCGAUGCCGAACUCAGGAUGUGUGCCUUUAGAUGACGGAAUGGAGAAACCAGCAGCUAAAAAGCUGGAUUCUCCUGGUGCUAAGUCGGUUUGGAGUGGAGUGGACAGUGACCAGGACCUGGUGUCAGUGGUUGGAACUAGAAACAGGGUCAGAAGUGGAGCUUCCAAAAGCAGACUGAAAGUUUACAUUGGCAUUUUAAUUUUAAUAACUCUAGGACUUUUAACAGCGUGUGCCUUCCUAUUAUAUAGUUAUAUUGAAAAUAUGUUAUCGCCAAAAGAUAUUUGUGUAACAGCAGAAUGCAUUACAGCAGCCGCAAUGAUACUGAACUCUAUGGAUCCUUCUGCCAAUCCUUGCGAUGACUUUUACCAAUUCGCUUGUGGUAAUUUUGACAAGGAGCAUCCGAUUCCGGAGACAGACUUCAAUGAAGACUGGUUCACAAACAGGAAUCAUUUUUCAAUCAGAACAGUUAGAGAAUAUUUAGAGCAAAAUGACACUGAUGAUGAACCCAGGCCUGUCCACCAAGCUAGAAUUAUGUUCAGAGCGUGUAAAGAUAUUGAUUCUUUGCAGAAGGUGUCGCUAAGUCCGAUGAUGAGGUUCCUGGAGCACCUAGGUUUGCCGCGCAAGCCUCCCCUCGGUGCAGGCGAUGCUACCAUCUCCUGGCAGGAGGCUGUAGCUCACAUCAAGCGACACAUUGACAAGGACAUCUUUAUUGGCUUCGACGUUAUGGCAGACCCUGUUAACAACACUGUGAAUAGAAUAUCUGUAGGGAUGCCUUCGGACAGCAGUCCACUGCCUAGUCAUAACGAACACAGCAAAAUAAAACGUCCUCCACUCCGUAGACUUCUAGCUAGGGGCGGAGCUCGAGGCAAAAUAGCUUGGAAAGACUACAUAGUCAAAACUUUGAAUUAUAUCUUGGAGUACAACAAUCAAUCUUCUAAAGCUCUCAACUCUACUGUUCAAGAGGCUGCUAAGAAGAUAAUAGAUUUUGAAGCCAAACUUAUUAAUCUGAAGGAGAAUUUCACUUCAACUGAUCCAACACGAGAUGAUCUGCCUAAGAACAUGUGGGUGACAGAACUUCAGAAGAUUACUGACAAGGCUGUUACAACUUCACAAAUAAACUGGAGGAAAUACAUUGAGGUGUUGUUUGAAGGAAUUGAUGAACUGGAUGUUAACCUGGACGAUUACGACAAGUUGGCAGUUUAUAGCGUCGACUACCUGAAGGCGUUGAUGAAACUUCUCGCAAAAACUCCUCCUUCUACAAUAUUUUUGACGGUGUGGUGGGAGGUCGUGUUCGAACUCGCUCCUCACACUACCAACUAUAUGAGGGAUCUUCGGACAGACUUUGAGGAAAAAACUAUCGGAGAAGUAGCUCCAGCUUCUAGACCAACGCAUUGUGCCUACGUUGUCUACAAACUGUUAGACGUGGCAGUAGGAACAGCCAAAACCACCGAGUCUUUCCUUUACAUGACCAAACCAAAGGUAAACAAAAUGAUUGACGACAUUCAAGACUCCUUCAUCAAAUCAGUGGAUAAAACUUCGUGGAUUGACAAGACGACAAAGAUAGAGAUAAAGGAAAAAGUCGGUCACAUCCGGAGAAGAAUCGGCUUCCCUGAGUGGAUGUUAGACAAAGAAGAAGUGGAGGAUUACUAUGACACUUUGGAGAUGUACGAGAAGACACAUCUAGAGAAUGUUUUGACAUUUCUCGGCCGCUCGGUUUACAGCUCAUUCAGCACACUACACACGUACAACAUGAACAAUAAUACUGGUUUCAACCCGCUGGAAGUUAACGCUGCUUACAGUGUACAAGACAACAUGAUAUUUGUGCCUUUGGGGAUGAUACAGUUCCCUUUUUACCAUUUAGGAAUCGAUGCUCUCAACUAUGGAGCGAUUGGUUCAAUCUUAGGACAUGAACUGGUUCACGCUUUGGAUACAGAUGGAAGGAGGUAUGACAGGUACGGCAACUAUCGUAGCUGGUGGACCAAUGACUCAAUCAGCGCUUUCAACCAGAAAGUUUCAUGUCUCGUAGACAAAUACAGCAACUACUACAUUGAAGAAGUCGAUGAAUGGGUUGAUGGUAAUCUGACUCUCGGUGAGAAUAUAGCAGACAACGGAGGUCUACGUGCUGCACUCUGGGGCUAUCACAAGCGAGUCUCACGUCAGGGGUCGGAACCCAGACUGCCGGGACUGCAACAAUACAACCACGACCAGCUGUUCUAUCUCGCUUUUGCUAACAUUUGGUGUGAGAACUGGUCCAAGCAAGCUAUGCGGUGGACACUAGAGGGAGAACAUGCACCCAACUAUGUCCGGGUCAUGGGCACACUGUCCAACUCUCCAGAGUUUGGCCGAACGUGGAAAUGUCCGGCGAACUCCGAGAUGAAUCCACAACACAAGUGCCAUGUGUGGUGAAAUACUUGUUAGAUUAGUUUACAUUUUGUGUUCUCCGCUGUCAAACCUGUUCCAGGCUUAAGGUUUGCAGGGGAUUUAAUUGAUUCAUUUUCAUUGAAAUAGCAGUUGUACAAGGGUCCUUUGUUAGGUAAGGGCUGUUAGGCUUCUUAGUUUGUAUAUGCCAAAAUGAGGCUCCUCGCUAAUUGGUAUCAUUUGUGAACAGAACAGUGCCAUUUGCAGCUCUGAAGCCAACGUGUAACAUUUUAAGUGUAUCUAGGAAGAGUUUUGAAGUACAUAUUGAAUCUCCCCCCACAUAUGACAUAAGGUCGAUAUGUUUUUUGGCUGCAAGAAACAUCAGCUGCAGACAUUCAUUGCUACAGAUGACUGAAGUUUAUGGCCUGAGUGAGGAUAAAGUGCAGAAGUUCGUUUGGGGAGUUUGAACAUGGCAGUGCAAAAAUGUCCAUUUUGAAAGAAAUUGUGUUUUGGUUGGGUAGCAGGAAUUAUCAAAAAAGGUUUUCACAGCCAUUUGUACACUUUACACUUACUCAUCGCAUUAUAACCUUCCAUCAUCUGGCGAUAAAUUCCGGCAUCGGAUGUUUCCUGUGGUAAAGAAACGUAUCACUGAGUCCUGACCUUAUUCUGCAUGCCGCAAAGAUUCGAUAAUUGAAAUAAAAACUGUCUUGAGAAACACACAGAAAAGCAUCAGUUACAGAUCUGCAGUUGGUGCCAUUCGGUUCACCAAUAUGCCAGUAAACGUUGAUCGAGCUGCCUUGUUACGGCAUGAAUGCAAACUACAGAGCUAUACACAAAAACGGCCCUUAUUUAAAAAAAGCCCCUCGUAAGUUACCUCCUUUGUUGAAUAUAUUUUUAUUAAUACAUUUCAGAUACAUUUAGGAACAGGAGGUAUAUCAUGUCAACCAUGUCUGUCAGCCUUACUUCAGCAGUGAUGAUUAGGAGCAAUAUUUUUUGCUUUGGGUAGAAAGUGAAGUAGUUGGAUUUUUGCAAGCCAAAUUUGGUACUAACUUCAUAGGUAAAAAAAAAACUCAGUGUAGUCAAGUUAUCAAGUUAAUAAAAAUUUAAUGAUUUAUCCUACGUUGAUGAAUGUGCUACAUAAAAAAUCUUAUCUCUGUAAAUAUAUUAAUCUAGCAAUAAUCAAUUGAAUAAUUAUGUGUCAUUUAUUUCAAGGGUUGAUAAAACAAAGUUAAUUUAAAUAUAGGUUAAAAUAAACUGUUAACUAUUGUAAUGAGUUUGUGUACUGUACAUAGUUGUUUGUAAGCUAAAAUAAUGCUAUGCACCUAGUUAUUUUUUGUUGGUAAGAUUAACCAAAUUAUCUGCAACUUAAACCUAUUUCAUGCAUUUUAGGAUAAUAUCUAUAAGUGAUUUUUAACACAUUCGCUACCGAGGAGACAGUACAUACCGAAGGGUGCGACAACCGGUAGAGAACCUGUUAAAUUUAUUUGGUACUUAAUUUUUAAAGCAUACUAAAUAACACUACAUAAUUUUUUAAUGCCUUAAAGUAUUUAGAUAAUUAUAGUAUGAUAGGUACUGUUGUUAAUUUUAUUCCUGUGUUAACAAUGAAAACAGCAGGGUACAAUUAUUUGAAAUCUAUAUUCUAAUCAUACAGUUUCAGGCUAUUUUAUGUGAAAACUAGUAUCUUAUAAAAAAAAAAAUACAUAAUUUCAAGUUUAAUUUAUUUUGUUUUAGCGAAUUUCCCUAUAGGGAAGUAGCUAUUACCGUAGGUCUCAUGGUAAGACUUAGGUCCGGGACCGAUUUACUUUUUCAUUUUAAUGUCCCCAGAGGCCAAAAACACCAUUCGUUCAAAUUUUUAUAUAUGUAUAUAUAUAUAUAUAGGUAUAUAUAUAGAUUUAUAUAUAUAUAUAUGUGUCCGUGAACACGAUAACUUGAGUAAUUUUUAUCCGAUUUUGAUGAAAUUUGGUUUGAAGGUGUAAGGCGGGAUAAACUUGAAUGAGUUCGCGAUCCAGCAUGAUCGGACCAUGGGAACAGGGUUUUAUGGGGGGUUUUAUGGGGUAAAAAUUGGUUUUUCUCACUUCUUACCCUCAAAACACAAAAUUUCCCAAUUUUUCUCUAAACCUUCUUAAAGAGCUUAAAAAAACAAACAAUUCAGUAUAUCAAAGUGUUUUUGUACGGUUAUUGGUUACGGAGAAAACUAAAAAAAUGGUAAAUUUAAAAUUCCCGUGUUAUUCUUAUGGAGAAUAUUGUAAAAUGUUGUAGAUUGCUUGUUUAUGGAUAUAUUUUGAUCAAACUUGGAAAAUUUAUUUAUUUUAUAGUAAGCUAUCAAUAUUUUACUAAAAACACACUACUUUAUUAGUUUCCUAGUAGCAGCAAACCUAGGUACUCGUUAAACCUAAUGUUAUUUAAAUAGAUCAAUUUAAAAAUCAAUUCGGCCAAAUGGAAAUUCGCUUAGACGGCAGGUUUGCUGCGGCGGGGGUAUUUUCUCUAGAAACUGUUUAACCUCUUACAGAAUGUGUUACAGUUAACUUAUGGGUGAUUUUAUUUGUUAUUUGUUAUAAUAACUUACCCCACUUCCUAGCAAACAAAAGUUUUGAUAUUUUUGGCUACAAGAAUACUAGUACUGAUUUGUAUAGUGCCUAGAUAAGUUUCUCUUCAAUCCUACAUGAUUAAUUAGAUUUGAUCUAAAAAAUCAUUUAUAAACUGUAGGUAUUGAAUAAGGUGUUUAAAAUAUGUUAAGUACCGGUAGUCUACUAUUAAUUUAUUUUAAUUCACCGCUGAUUAGUCCCUUGUUUGUAAUAUUAUUAGAUAACUAAUAAGACACUUUUCUGUUAAAUGGCAUUCUAGUCCAUUGACUUGUGAUACAAACUGUGAUGUCUCUGUAAGAAUCUAAUUGUAAUCAAUGAAUUAUAUCUUCUA